Messenger RNA from Megalobrama amblycephala (Wuchang bream), 2021 nucleotides. Its product is annotated as E3 ubiquitin-protein ligase Hakai. NCBI's taxonomy places the organism in Eukaryota, Metazoa, Chordata, Actinopteri, Cypriniformes, Xenocyprididae. Bases 688 to 1734 code for a protein of 348 amino acids. Gene Ontology annotation, biological process: regulation of cell adhesion; protein ubiquitination. The record is from RefSeq and is a predicted model, not a curated record. Gene Ontology annotation, molecular function: ubiquitin protein ligase activity. The transcript has 6 exons.
AUGUAACGAAGUAUUUUACUGCAGCGUUACGUUUUAAAUGUCCAAAAUGCUUCCGAGUGAACGGUAACCACCUGCCAGUAAAGCAGCGAGUCCUUGUGCUAGUUAUACGUUGCUGUGUAUUGGCAGCAAACGCAUUAAUAGAUGUACACAGCUAGCCUCUGACAUGACCAAUUAGUGCUGCGCGCGGGACCAGCAAGUGACAGAUUCAAAUAAACGCAGGAGACAUUCACAUUGGUCUCCCAAAUAUCUAUUUACACACUGUUAUACUAAUUAGUUACUAUGUAAAGUUGUGUAUAAGCGUUAUAGUAACUCUCUGCUCUUCCUGUUUAAGUCACUGCCCCUACUGGGUUUCUCUAGAGUAUAAUACUUUGUUUCCUCUCCACUUUUUAUUAAGCACUUUUUGGAUAACACAGAUAAUGACCUUCAAGGAACUGAUGGUUCGGGAUCCCUUGGAGGUCUUGAUGUUCGCAGACAGAUCCCAAUCAAGUUAUUGUCUAAACAGACGAGCCUUUCAGCUAUAACCAAGAGGAAAGAUUUGAGUGUAAAUCUGGAGAUGCUUAUGGAAACCAACGCAGAUUCCCUCAGCCAAUCUUCUGGGAUUAUAAGCUCAACUUGGUAGGAGUAAAAGAUGACACUCCAGUUCAUUUUUGUGACAAGUGUGGCCUACCCAUACAGAUCUAUGGGCGAAUGAUUCCCUGUAAGCAUGUUUUCUGCUAUGAUUGUGCAGUGCACUACGAGAAGAAAUGUGAAAAGGUGUGCCCUGGUUUGUCCCUCUACAGCUGCACAGACCCUGUCCAGCGCAUCGAGCAGUGCCAGCGCGGCUCCCUCUUCAUGUGCAACAUUGUGCAGGGCUGCAAACGCACCUACCUCUCACAACGAGACCUUCAGGCCCACAUCAACCAUCGCCACAUAAGGGCCAGCAAGGCCGGAAGCUCUCGUCCAGAUCCGCCACAGGCCUCUGACCCACCAGACCGCUUUAGGUUGCUGCCACCUCCCCACCUAUCUAAAUCACACCCUCUCAUUCCUUCCCCAUUGCAAGGCCACGAUACCUACAACCAUCCACCUCCAUCCUCGCCCUCCGAUCUGGGGCCUUCCCAACGCAACCUCCCCCCGGAGACCUUCCGGAUAGCCACGGUGUCUACACGGAAGCAUAGCAACCUCAUCACAGUGCCCAUUCAAGAUGAUUCGGGGAGCUUGGGCCCCUCUCCCCGUGAGCCCCACCCACAGACACCUCCCGGCUUGCCUCCACACCAUCACCCUGGGGAUUACUCCAGCCAACCAGUGGUGUCCCACCCGCAUCACAUAAUGCCACCACCACAACAACCACAUUACAGACCUCCGCCACCCCCACCACCCCCUCUCAGCAUUCCCAUGCAGCACCCGCCGCAAGGCUCAGCCACACCUCACAUGGUUUACAACCAGGCACCUCCAAUGUCAACACCCCCUCCACCUGGACACAUCAUCAGCCAGAUGCCACCCUACAUGAAUCACCCUCCACCAGGUCCGAUUCCCCCGGUCAAUGCCCCCCCUCCGCAUCACUACAACCCAAACUCAAUGCAACAGGACCAAGGCACUCUUAGCCCACCUUUUACCCAACCAGGUGGCAUGAGCCCAGGGAUGUGGCCCAAUCCACGUGGACCCCAUCCGCCCCGUAUGCAGGGGCCACCACCACAGGGACAGAUGCCAGGGCCUCAUCACCACGAGCAGUCACGAUAUAGACCGUAUUACCAGUAGCAUCCUGCUUGUGUUGGCUCUAUCAGACAGUUUGAGCAUAGAUAGUGUCAUUUCCAACUGGAUAUGGUUGACCAAGCUGUGUGGGCUGUUUGUUUUUGGAUAUAAUCAUCCCCAUUGCUGGCACAUUUUGUACUAAUGUCCCUCAUUCAGGGUGCUUCUGUGGAAUUAUAAAGUGAAUUAAGUGGGGAAAAAACUACGUUUUUGGUUGGAAGUAUUUAUGUUUAGUUUGAAACGUUUACAUAAUGUUGUAUCCAGCAACUGCAAUAAAUAAAACUUGAACACAUGAA